UUGGUUCUCACUUCUGAAAACUCCCCCACUUCUUCUCUCUCCCUAACACUAUUGCCAUUUGAUUUUGAUUGAAUAAUGAUGUAAAGCAAAAGAAUGAAAGAAAAUAUAAAUUUUUAAGUUUUUCUCUUCUAGGUCUGGGUUUUUUGUGGGAAGGGUGUGCUGUUCUUACAUGUACACGUGUAGGUAUACUGGUUUUCUUGGAAGCAUGUCUUCUGGGGUAUUUUGGGUGUAGUCUUGGUUUUCUUGCUUUGAAUUUGCUUGUUUUCUAAUUGAGAGGAUGAAACAGUUGGAGAAGAAAUGUGAUGGGGAAGUUAAGAAAGUGCAGUGGUUUUUGGACAGUUGUAAACAACUACAUACUUGUACAAGUUGGCCUUGUUUCAGACCCACUUGAUACAAAGAUUUUCACCAAAGAACCAAACUAAAAAAACGAAAGAUUUUUAAGACAUCAGAAGAAAGAGAUCUGUAGUUUUUCAAAAGAGUGUUUUGAGUUCAUCAACCAUGAAGACAUCAGUUGGCAGCUCAGGUUCCUUGGGUGCGUUUAUGUCCCUCUGUCCAGCCACAGAUGAAGUAAGUCCAAGAAACCACCAGAUUUACAGUAAAGAGUUUCAUUCGAUGUUAGAUGGAUUAGACGAAGAAGGGUGCUUGGAAGAAGCAGGGCAGCAUUGUACCGAGAAAAAGAGGCGAUUAAGAGUCGAUCAAGUGAAAGCCUUGGAGAAGAAUUUCGAGGUCGAAAACAAGCUCGAACCCGAGAGGAAAGUGAAACUAGCUCAAGAGCUUGGCUUGCAACCGAGACAGGUGGCUGUCUGGUUCCAAAACCGCCGUGCCAGGUGGAAGACCAAGCAAUUGGAAAGGGAUUAUGGCUUUCUCAAAACCAACUACGAAACUCUUAAGCUCAAUUUCGAUACCCUUCAACAAGACAAUGAAGCCCUUCGAAGAGAGAUACGAGAGCUAAAAGCAAAACUGAAUGGAGAAAGCAUAGGGAGAAAUCGUUCAGUGAAAGAGGAAGUGAUUGUGCCCGAAAAUGAUGAAAAAACAAUGGAACGAAGUGAGCAGCCUCCGGUCGAACUGAUCCACGAGAGCUUCAACAACAACAAUGGAGGAGUUGACGCCAUCCUUUUGCCGGAACUGAAAGAUGGGUCGUCGGAUAGCGACUCGAGCGCUAUCUUGAACGAAGACGACACCACCACCGCGAAGAACAACAACAACGCUGCUAUUUCUUCGUCCGGGAUCCUACAAAGCCAAUAUCUUUCGAUGUCGCCGAGGAAAACUUCAUCAUUCAACUUCAACUCAUCGUCUACUUCUUUACCAUCCUCCAUGAACUGUUUCCAGUUCUCUAAAACGACUUAUCUUGUGAAGAUGGAAGAGCACAAUUUUUUUAGUGCAGAUGAAGCUUGCAAUUUCUUCUCCGAUGAGCAAGCUCCGAGUCUGCAAUGGUGUUACUCAGAACAGUGGAACUAAAAAGAGAAGCCACAAAUCGACAUGUAACAAAAUGCCAGGAAAUAAGGGAAAAGACAAAGUUGGCUAUCUUAAAUGAAGCUCCAAGAGAUUUGUAAAAUGAAAAAAAGAAGAAGGUAAUUUGGAGCUGUAGAAGAGACAUGAAGAUGGUAGCUUAAAGCAAAUGGUGACACCAAAACCUGGGGCGAGCGGGAAUGAUUAGGUCGUAAUUGCAUCUUCUUUUUAUUUUUCUCUUUUAGCUGUAAACGGCAAACAAAAUUCCGCAGUUCAUCAUGGAAAAUAAACAAAAUCACCAAUCAUCAUUUUCCUUGUC
Messenger RNA from Hibiscus syriacus, 1768 nucleotides. RefSeq names its product homeobox-leucine zipper protein ATHB-6-like. NCBI's taxonomy places the organism in Eukaryota, Viridiplantae, Streptophyta, Magnoliopsida, Malvales, Malvaceae. Gene Ontology annotation, molecular function: sequence-specific DNA binding; DNA-binding transcription factor activity, RNA polymerase II-specific. Gene Ontology annotation, biological process: positive regulation of DNA-templated transcription. Gene Ontology annotation, cellular component: nucleus. Bases 499 to 1458 code for a protein of 319 amino acids. The record is from RefSeq and is a predicted model, not a curated record. The transcript has 3 exons.